UCCUGUCUACAGUGUCUGUGUAAAUGUAGAUAAAUGUGAGGAUUUUCUGUAAAUCCCUCUUCUGUUUGCUAAAUCUGACUGUCAAUGCUCAAAUCAGAGCAGAUAGAGUCUACGCCAUGGAACAAAGUCCUCAAUAUUGAAGUGUGACAUUGCUCUCUUCAUCUUUCUCUGGAUUUUGUUUUUUUUUUCCUUAUUAUCACAGCUAACAAUUUCAUUUCCAGACCCUGUACUUAAGAAGCAAUGGAAAAAAACAACAGUCUCUCAUCACACUUAUUAAAGUGCUACUUUUGUGAUUUCUUAAAGGUGAAGAUGAAUAAAUGGUCAUACAUCCCUCUCUUCUACUUGGCUUUGUGUCUACUCACUUUAACCCACACGGCAGCAGCUGGUCCAGAGACACUCUGUGGUGCUGAAUUAGUGGAUGCCCUCCAGUUUGUUUGUGAAGAUAGGGGCUUCUAUUUUAGCAAGCCAACAGGUUACGGAUCCAGCAGUCGUCGUUCAAAUCACAAGGGAAUAGUAGAUGAAUGCUGCUUCCAAAGCUGUGAUUUAAAGAGGCUAGAGAUGUACUGUGCUCCUGCCAAACCACCCAAAUCAGCACGCUCUGUACGUGCACAGCGUCACACUGAUAUGCCAAAAGGUCAAAAGGAAGUACAUGUGAAGAGUACAAAUAGAGGAAGCACAGGAAGCAGAAGCUUUAGGAUGUAAAUGCCACUUGUAGUCUUGAAGAAUAAAUUUGCCAUCUGCAGGAUAUGUUACUGUAAAGAAAAAAAAACAGAAACCAAUGGAAGACUUCACGUCUCAACCAAUGGGCAUUCUUCUCAUGAACAAUGUUAUGUCUGUUAUGUCAUCUUGUAAACUGUUUUUAUUACUUUCUAAUCAUUCAUCUAUUUUACAUAUCCUGCACAUUUUCCUUGAUAACUGUGUCCCUUAAAGGUCCAAAAAUUAAAGACCUUUUGAUGGCUGCAAUUGCACUAAAAGUAACCAAAUGUUUUGUGGAUGCUGGAUCUUUUCCCCAGCCUUGUCUAAGCAUUUUUUUCCCUUAUAUUUGCACUUCUACACAUGCAACAGGCUGCCUGCCCACACAUAUUUGCACAGUUGUAUUUCUCAGUAGUAGGAAAGCUUUUGAUUUAUCCAUAUCUAUGGACAUGGGUCGGUUUAAUACGUUACACAAUAAGACUUGACUUAUCCACAUCUCUCUGAAAACAUACAUACAUAAUGAUGCAAAUAAUUUUUUACAAGCAGUUAAACAUGUGUAGGCUCAUAAAAGUCACUGAUUCUUUUAAAUAACAAGCUAGUUAAUUUUCCACUAGUAUACAUAUGUUUUGAAUUAAAGCAGUAUGUACAAUCAUAUUUCUAAUGCACAUAUAUCAGUUGUUAUGUAGCUCUGUUAAAAAAACAAAUACAAUGGUGCUACAGUAUGUUGUAGUAAGUGUGGUGUUAUGAUCUGGCCAAAAAAACUAACAGGUAAAAGCAAACAAAAAGCAUAGUCUGUGGUCUAUGUUUUAGCCUUAUAUUUGUAUGCACAGAAAUAAGCACAUUAAGUCGAAAUUAAAUUCAGUUGGAGCACUCAAUUUUCCAAACAGAAUGUUUGCAAGAAUCCUUUAAUAAUAGUAGCACGGCAUUCUGAACAUGCAUAUGUAGAUUUGUCCAAGGUUAGCAAAUGGUAUAACAAAUGUAGUGCAACCUCUAUGUUCACCCAUAUUUACUAAUCAGAAAAAAUCAUGUGAGCCAGCAAAAACUGUGGUCACUCUAUUUAUCUUUAAUGGUAGUAAGAUGCCUCCCAGUAUGAAUCAGAAAUAUAUAUUAACACAUGAAAUAUAUGCCCCUGUAACAAAUCUUACCAAAACUUUUCUGAGAACAGAGGCUACUGCCAGAGAAUGUCUUGACAUACAUUUUCAAUUAUUCUUUCAGCCGUCUACAAGUAAUGUAACUGUACGCUACAUAAUGGUUUCGUUGUGCUUAACUAGAACAGCAGAUGUUAGAAAAGACUGGUCCCUUGAGCCAAUUUACGUCAAUUCAUUACUUACAUUCCAUAUGCGUUUUGAAGAACAGGAACUUAUAAUGUUAUAUGGGAAAGAAAUUGCCUGGACUUUUAAGUAAUACAUUAUUAUUUCUUAGUGAAUAUUAUACUUUUCCAUUAGCAUACAGCGUGAAGACUGAAUUAUAUCCUCAACUAUUCAUAAGAACAAAAAGCCUUCUUAGAGAACAGAAAAGAGCCUUAACUGGAAGAAAUUAGGUAAUCUUCAAGUAUGUAAAGGCCUUUACUGCUUAUAUAUAACAUGAUGUCUAAAGGUGAUAUAUAUGCAAUGCUGACUUUAAGGAAAAGUAAUUCAAACUUAUUAAAGUAUGAAUUUGUGAAUAUGGGUUAACAUUAGUAGUGGCAUAAAUCACAAGUCCAUCGAGCCUUCCUAAACCUACCUGGGCAUUUCUAUUAUAGCACAUUUUGAGUGAUAACUAACUAGAUUGAAUCAUUUCUACCAAAUCACUAAAGGUAUACAACAAAAAUAUUUUUACAGAAUACUAAUUUAAAGGGACAUGAAACCCUAAAUUGUUAUUUCAUGAUUCAGAUAGAGUAUGCAAUUGUAAAGAACUUUCCAAUUUAUUCCUAUUCUCUAAUUUAUUUUGUUCUCUUUGUAUCCCUUGUUGAAAAGUAUACCUAGAUAGGCUCAGAAGCUGCCGAUUGGUGGCUGCACAUAGAUGCCUCUCGUCAAAUUAGAGGAUGAGGCAAAUUAGAUAAAAGAAGUAGGUUGGGAUUUUUUUAAUAUUGUAUGGUCGAUCUGAAUAAUUAAACAAAAUUGCAUGGUUUUUAUGACCCUUUAAUAUAUAAGUAACAGUCUUACAAUAAGAACUAGUAAAGAGUGCAUUCAAUGAAAGAUAUGUAGCAGAUUUGCUUUUACCAUAUUUACUUUUUUGACCAGGAACUGUAAAGCGGUGCUAUUGUUUUCUUAAAUGAAGUUCUUGACUAAAUAUAAAAUAAAGCAUAUAAAAUAUAUUUUUUAAACUAAGAAACUGACAAUCAUUGUGUAAAUAUAGUGCUUAUGAAAUAGUUUUUUUUAUGUCAAUAGCUUUUGAACUUUGUGACAUCUGAUAAUGAAAUAUUUUCAUCUUAAUAAUUGGGGGGUUUUUUGUUUUGUUUUUGUUUUUGUUUUUUUUUGGAACCUAAGCACUGUGAGGUUCCAUAUUGGAAAAUUGGACUGUAAUGUUUUCCUGCUAGAACUAAAAAGAAAUUGCAAUAGACUAUUUUGCUUUUGUUAAUGGUAUUUUAUUAUUUUUAUACAGUGCUGAUUGUGCUUCCUGCACUUUAUGAGAAAUAUUGGGGAUAAUGUGUAAGUCUGUGGCAGAAUGAUAGAGAGAAUAUAUUAUGCCAUAACAUUCUUGUCACUUCAGUGCCUAAAGACAGAACAAAAUGAAAACGGUUUAUUAAAAUUGACUUUAAAAUCGGUUUUCAUGACCCUAAACUUUUACUGCUGUUUUAUACAAUCCAUACAAAAUAUGAGGCCUUAUUUUAACUCUAGUAUUAUCAGUGCAACAUUAUCAUGCUAAUCAAAUAUUAUCAUUUUAAUUCUUAAAUAGUUCCCACUGCAAAAGACAUCAACCAACGUUUAAUCAACCACCAAUUCAAAUAAAAAAUAUAUUCUCACAUAAUUUUGAAAAUGCUGAUAUUUUUGUCAAAAGACCUCAGGCUCUAUGAUACUGUAGUUGUAAACUUAAUAACUUGUACUAACCAUGAAAAAUGUUUGUGAGCUUUAAUGUUUACACCUGGAAUAUGAUCUUUUCAAAAGGAGUAUUUUCUUUUUUCUUCAUUUUACCUGACAACAAUUCUAAGAAGCUGUAACCAAAUCAUAUUAAGAAGCUGCAACUAAUUGUAUUAUAAUAAUUAAAAAAAACAGCAACUAAGAAUAAAUAGUUCAGUGUUUCAAUCACAAAAAA
Molecule: messenger RNA, 3927 nt
Organism: Bombina bombina (fire-bellied toad)
Lineage: Eukaryota; Metazoa; Chordata; Amphibia; Anura; Bombinatoridae
Gene: IGF1
Product: insulin like growth factor 1
Exons: 4
Coding region: 241-702 (153 amino acids)
Cellular component (GO): extracellular region
Molecular function (GO): hormone activity; growth factor activity
Source: RefSeq, a predicted model, not a curated record